GCGGAGCCGCUUCAUUGCGGCCUCUGCUAGCGGUGCGCUAGCUCGCGCCGUGCCUUGCGCGCUCGCUCUCCCGAGCGGUUGUCCGACGGCGGACGCCGCCUUGGCUCCUGGCGGCUGCUCGGCCGCGGCUUCCGCCCCCGCCGCUGCAGAUCCAGGGCCCACGCCCUCACUACGAUGUCGGCACGCCUUGAGUGUGACCGGCAUGGAGUCCCGCAGUUCGACGGGACGGCAGAUGUGUUUGAAGAAUAUUAAUGAGGAACGGGCUUGGGACCUGUUCUAUGGAAGAGCUGGCAACGACGCCACCCAGAUCGCCACACCGAUCCACCUUCGAUCAGGACUCACGGCCGCUGCUUAUGAUGCUGUUCGCAAGCUGAGCCACGAAUCCCUGUGCACUUCGAGGGAUGGAAAGGCGACUGAUGCUGGCAUGAAGCUCCUCAUCCGGACUCUCAAAGAGUCCAUAGCUGCUGAAGUUCCGGUGAGGAUCAACGAGCUCUUCCUGACCGCCUUCUACUCGCCCCAGGUUUGGAGAAAGCCCUCAGAGACGAUGCAACAAUAUAUUGUGAGAAGGGAGCAGGACUUCAACCGGUUGCUGGAAGCAUCAUCUGGCACCCAGGUCUCCGACAACCUCCGCAGUAUGAUGUUGCUGAUCUUCUCCGGCCUGGACCACCGCGAGCAGUUGAGCGUCCUUGCAAGUGUUGGCAAUGAGUAUGACUUCAAGAAGAUCAGUCGUGCCCUGAGGAUCCAAUACCCUCAAGCCACGGGCAAGCCACUUGCAAGAAGAGAUUAUUUGGGAGCCAGCCGAGGCUCACGAAGCUUCAAUGAUGGCCCACCUCAGAGCCGCUACAAGUGGAAGAUGACCCAAAAGGCUCGUUCAGUUCUGGCUGCAACCCAUGAAGAUGAUGAUGAUGACCCUGCAGCCGACCUCGGCGAAGAGAUCUUCUACGAAGAUGAGGUCCCUGACGAUGACGAGCCGGCUGAUGAGGCCUUCGUGAACUACUCCGACGAUGAAGAGUUGGAGGCCCUCCUGAGCGAGAAUCGGGAACUGCUAGAUGAUUCCCAGGUGGCUGAAGCAUACGCCACCAUUGCUCAGUUCAAGAAGAAGAAGCAGUUCAGCACCUCUCCCAAGAAGAGCUCAGGAGGACAAGGUGGUCCAUAUCCCUUCAAGGCCACCGGAGAAUUGAGUUUUGAUGCCAAGGCCAAGGAACAGCGCAAGUCGGCUGUUCGCUUCUUGAAGAGCGUCACUCCAUGCACCACUUGCGGCCAACGUGGUCACUGGUCCGGCGAUGCAGAAUGCCCUCAACGCUCCAACACCAAGAAGGGCAAGGGAAAGGGAAGUCAGGCUGAGGUUCAGUUCACUGAGACCUGCAACCUGAAGGACUUCCAGCGGCCCUUCCAUGCUGCUAUGGAGAAGGAAUGGUCCGCCCUUGUCGCCAACAAUGUUGUUUUGGAGCAUCCUGUCAUCAACAUCGCGGACACCUCUGAAGUGCCACAGAAUGACAUGGAUCAUGAGAAUGUCUUGCCCCCAACGUAUGACCUGAUCCAUGAGUACGCCGACAUGACGGCAAAUGACCCAGUCCUCGACUCCAUCGACGGCACUGGACGGAAUGCAGACGCCUACAUGAUGGCGAAUGACCCGGUCGCUGACCCCUCCGAUGGCAAUGGACCGGGAGCUAGUUUCACCGCUUCCAAGUUUUCCGAAUGCUUUGUCAACUUCAAGAGCCCAAUCCUCUGCGAGCAUGCCCGAGGAAAUGGUGGUCCUGAGCGUCAGUAUCAUCGUGGAGCAAACGGCCAUACGAGACACCUCUCCUGCAAGGACUGUGACAAGACCGUUUUGGUCGCCCGCCGGAAAGAACCUGUUCAGUUGUGGGGCUACAUGGUCCAGGUUCUCAUGGCCACAAAGUGGGGAUCAGCACUACGAUCCGAGGGUCUCUAUCGCUAUGCAGGCCGCCUGACUCACGAGUACGCUCGAGAACGAGAUGGACUACGUCCUCUACCACCACCUCGUGGUUCCUCCGCUAUGUCAGCUGCGCCCUCAGCCUGGGAGUUGGUCGCACCAAGCACUCCUUCAGGCUAUGUCAAGCACCAGGCCUGGCUCUAUGGAGUGCAGCUUGCACCAGGUGUUGAACUUCCGCCAUUUCCACCACUUGCGGAAGGUGAUGAAGACAUCUUGAUCCCUUUGCCUUCGGAUCAGGAACCUUUGAUGUUGGAGCAGGGAACGAUUCCUUUUGCAGUUGCUUCUGCCUCUCCCGAGUACGAGCCCUAUUGCCAGCAGGUAUUGCAGCAUGCCUUGGACAAUCAGCCCAUGGACCCGACGGUCUAUCGCUUUGCCUUCUACCUGUACGGCAAGGUCAAACUGGCAUGGGCAGCUGGCCACCGACUCGUGAAGGGUGCUGGAUCUUCUGCUGCCAAGCGAGGCAAGUCUGAUGACAUGACCGGCGCGAGGUACAUGAUCUUCCCUGUACGAGCAGACCCAUCUAUGCCUGCUCAGGUCCAAGAGUGCGAAUGCAUGAUGGUUGCCUCCGAAGAGAUCGAAGAGAACGUCAAGUAUGAGGCCUUUGCACUCGAAGCGCAAGACCCUCCAGGUCUGGCCAUCCUCGACUCCGGCUGCACAAGAACCGUGCACGGUUCAGAAUGGGCACAUCGCUUUGAAGAAGAGAUCUCCAAGUAUGACCUGGUGCCCAAGGUCCGUGACAAAAGACAAACCUUCAAAGGCAUUGGAGGAGCAGCCGAGUCCAAGAUUGUCAAGGUUUUCCCGGUUGGCAUUGGAGGAUCCCAUGGAGUCAUCCACUCUGCCGAGAACGACGGCCAGACACCAAUUUGCUGA
Molecule: messenger RNA, 2824 nt
Organism: Durusdinium trenchii
Lineage: Eukaryota; Dinophyceae; Suessiales; Symbiodiniaceae
Source: the annotation of a GenBank genome assembly